This is a messenger RNA of Cotesia glomerata, 2484 nucleotides long. RefSeq names its product neprilysin-like. Gene Ontology annotation, molecular function: metalloendopeptidase activity. Gene Ontology annotation, cellular component: plasma membrane. The coding region runs from base 97 to 2400 and encodes 767 amino acids. NCBI's taxonomy places the organism in Eukaryota, Metazoa, Arthropoda, Insecta, Hymenoptera, Braconidae. The record is from RefSeq and is a predicted model, not a curated record. The transcript has 16 exons. Gene Ontology annotation, biological process: protein processing.
GCGUUUAAAUAUUCAAUGUCUCAAUCACCAGGCUCAUUUUCUAGUUUUCUUUGAAAACUAAAUCUUGAAUAUUAAAAAAAAAAAAAAAAGGAGAAAAUGUAUUCAAGGAUAAUUAUACUUUUCCUCGCGGCCUUUGCAUUCGGGGAGGUAAUAAGCUCAUGGGAAGACAAUGACGACCGCAUAAAAGAUCUCGGGUGGCUUUUUGAUGUUGAAAAUAAUGAGGUAGACGACAAGGUAGGAGAGCCUACUGUUUGUGAUACUAACGACUGCAAAAGCCUGGCCAGAGAAUUCUUAAGCGCAAUGAAUGACUCCGUUAGUCCAUGCGAUAAUUUUUAUGAAUUUGUGUGCGGCUCCUGGAAAAUUAAUAGCCCCAUUCCAAAAUAUACUCCUGUUUGGGGCAGACCUUUCUUGUUCCAAGAAAUAGUUUUUCGGCGUGUAAAAGGAAUUUUGGAAGAAAAACCAAAACCAGAAGACAUUUUGCCAGUAAGACAAGCCAAAAAAUGGUACCGUGCUUGUAUGAACGUAGAGGCGCUUGAAAAAAGAGGACUGAAGCCCUUGGAAUCAAUUCUGAUGCAAGUUGGAGGGUGGCCGAUGACCAUUGACGCUGAAGAAUGGGAUGAAACCGAUCACUCAUGGCAGAGAAUUGAGCAGCACUAUUUCCAAAUCACUGGCUCGUAUAUUUUCUACGAUUUAACUCCCAGCUGGUACAAGAGCUCGCUCGUUAAAUUAUCGAAAGGGCCGCUUCCAUUGAAGGACAAGCUUCCGUUCCAGUUCAAAAACUACACCGGGGAUGAGUACGGGAAUUACAAGGAUUUCAUAUCAUCAGUUAUUAAAAUGUUUGUUGAGCACAACAGCGCUAAUAUUACAAGCAAGAUGAUCGAGAAGGAUAUUCGCGAUUUGAUUGAGUUUGAAAAAGCUUUAUACGAGACUCCAAGAACUGAAGACAAAGAUUCGAUGACUAUUGAAGAUUUCGAAAGUUGGUACGACGAGAAAACUGAAGACAAAGGCAAUAAAAUUAAUGUUAGAAAGUUGAUAAAAGGAGUUUUUGAAAUGGUCAACCAUGAUACAGAGAAUAUCACGACGAUAAAAGUUGAUAAUAUGGAUUAUUUUGUUAAAUUGAACGAAUUGUUGAACAAAACUCCCAAGCGAACUAUCGUGAAUUACAUCCAUUGGCAUUUUGUCAGCAGUAUGUUAGCGGCAACAACAGAAGAAAUGCGGGAUAUUUUCUUCAAAUUGAUGAAAAAUGAGUUCGGUGUUACAGCAAGGCAACCAAGGUGGCUAGAGUGUAUAAAAGAGGUGAAAAUGGAAAUAGCAACUGGAUAUGCUUUUUCCAAAAAAUACUACUCUGAAAAAACCGAUCAACAUGUAAGGACAAUGGUAAGCAAUAUCAAGAGCGAAAUGAAGUUGCAAAUUGAAAAAUCAAACUGGUUGGAUGAUGAGACUAAAAAAAUAGCUAUUGAGAAGUUAGAGUCGAUGGAACUGUUUGUUGGGACACCUGAUUGGUACAAAAAUUCAACAUAUGUAUUGAACGCAUACAAAGGGCUUGUCAUUGGUGUCAAUCACUUCGACAAUGUUCUAAGCUACGCAAAAUAUGAAAUUAGAGAAGAUAUACGUGAUAUAUUGCAUGAACGUAGACGUAUUUCACGAGAAAUGAUGGAUGUAUUAGAAGUCAAUGCGGCGUAUGAUCCGUAUGGAAACGCAAUGGUUUUACCAGCUGCCGAUUUUCAACCUCCAUUUUUCACUGAAAAGCUUCCUCAAAACAUAAACUAUGGAAUGUCUGGGGCAGUAAUUGGCCAUGAAAUAGGACAUGCUUAUGAUAUCAACGGAAUAACCAUGGGUUUCGAGGAGAAAGAAAUUGAAAUAUCCAAGCAAAUAAUGGAAAUGUACUACAAGCGCGCUGAAUGUUUCCUUGACCAGUUCAACAAGUAUUUCGGAGUCACCGAACCCGAAUAUGAAGAUACCACCCCAUAUUACGGCGACGGAAGUCUUGGACGCAGAACACGGGGCGAAAACAUGGCGGAUACAACAGGUCUCCACGCAGUUUUCGAAGCUUACAAGACAAUGCUCAAGAAGAAUGGUCCCGACAAGAAAUUACCCGGAUUUGAGAAGUACUCCGAUGAACAAAUGUUCUUCAUUGCAUUUGGAUCGUUAUGGUGUAUGGAUUCUACCAAGAAAUACGAAGAAAUGCGUAAAGAACACGAUGUACACAGCCCAACUAACUUAAGAGUGAUUGGCGCGGUUUCUAAUACUAAUGAUUUUGCACGAGCCUUCAGCUGCCCCAAAGGGAGCCCUAUGAACCCGGAAAACAAAUGUAACAUUUGGAAGAACAUCGACGAGGUUAAAAGUCCGGAAAAGCGCAAACACAGGAAGAGGAAACAUCCGUGGACUUUUGAUUGGUGAACUUAAUUGAUCAAAUUUGAUAAAGUUUGACUGUAUCGAUAUGAAAUAAUUAUUCUAAUAAAAGCAUUCUCUAAAAAUGAUAAA